Molecule: messenger RNA, 832 nt
Organism: Cucurbita moschata (crookneck pumpkin)
Lineage: Eukaryota; Viridiplantae; Streptophyta; Magnoliopsida; Cucurbitales; Cucurbitaceae
Product: protein SELF-PRUNING-like
Exons: 4
Coding region: 51-575 (174 amino acids)
Biological process (GO): vegetative to reproductive phase transition of meristem; negative regulation of flower development
Cellular component (GO): cytoplasm; nucleus
Source: RefSeq, a predicted model, not a curated record
AUACCCACAGUGAAAGAAAGAGCCCUAAUUAGCUUCCCUGUGUGUGUGCAAUGGCAAGAAGUGUGUCUUCGGAGCCUCUUGUUGUUGGGAGAGUGAUCGGAGAUGUGCUUGAUCCCUUCACCCAAAGCAUGAAGAUGACUGUUUCUUACAACAAUAAGCAAGUCUUCAAUGGCCAUGAGUUCUUUCCUUCUGCCGUUGCUGCUAAACCUAAGGCUGAAAUCCUUGGUGCUGACUUGAGAUCUUUCUUCACUUUGGUUAUGACAGACCCAGAUGUUCCAGGACCGAGUGAUCCUUAUUUAAGAGAGCAUUUACACUGGAUCGUGACAGACAUCCCUGGGACUACGGACGCCACAUUCGGAAGGGAGGUAAUAAGCUACGAGACUCCAAGGCCAAACAUAGGAAUCCACAGGUUCGUUUUUGUUCUGUUCAAACAGAAGCGAAGACAAACGGUGAGCGCACCCUCUUCAAGGGACCAUUUCAGCACACGAGUCUUCGCUGCCGAAAACGACCUCGGCGACCCCGUUGCUGCCGUCUACUUCAACGCUCAGAGAGAAACUGCCGCCAGACGACGCUAAAACCGCCGCGGACGGCGGCCCCAGCUGAUUAUACAAGACAAAAAGAAAAGAAAAAAUAUAUAUAUAAUGAUGGGUCUUCCAUUUCCCUAAAGAAUAAUAAUAAUAAUAAUAAUAAUCACUAAAGGGAGGGAGUUUCAGAUUUGUAUAUUAUAAAAAAUAUAUAUAUGUAUGGAUCAGGGUAAAUAAUUUGGACACGAAGAAAGGUGGAAAACGGCGUCGUUUUCUUUUCCUUUCUCGUGUGUCUAGUUGUGCAUGUA